GCCGAGUGAGCUGUCGGUUCUGACGGUGGGCGGGACAGAUGUUGGCCGAGCGGGGUCGGAGAAUGCUGUACAAAGGGACUCUUGUGCAAAUAACGUCUUCAAACCUCCUGCCGUUGCUGCUGGGUGGUGUAGGCCUUAUCAUUUUAUACAGGCUGCUGCAGCGGAUGAAGGAGAGAGCUUACAUUCAGGAUGCUGUGGUGGUGAUAACAGGAGCAAGUUCUGGCCUUGGUAAAGAUUGUGCAAGAGUCUUUCAUGCAGCAGGUGCAAAGCUGGUAUUAUGUGGCCGGGACAAGCAGAAACUGGACGAACUCACGAAGGAGCUGACAGGAAUGGCAAACGGCAAGAGAAAAACAUAUCCACCUCAUGUGGUGACCUUUGAUCUGACAGACGUGGACUCGGUGAGCAGCAGUGCAGAAGAGAUUCUUAAUUGCUAUGGCCAAGUGGAUGUGCUGAUAAAUAAUGCAGGCAUCAGUUACCGUGGGAACAUCCUGGAAACCACUGUUAGCGUUGAUAAAAAUGUGAUGAAUAUCAAUUAUUUUGGACCAGUGGCUUUAACAAAAGCCAUCCUGCCUUCCAUGGUGCAGAGAAGAAGGGGGCACAUUGUGGUAAUUAGCAGUGUCCAAGGGAAAAUAGCAAUUCCAUUUCGAUCUGCCUAUGCAGCAUCCAAACAUGCAACCCAAGCUUUCUUUGACUGUCUGCGCGCUGAAGUGGAGCAAUACCAAGUUCAGGUGUCCGUGAUCAGCCCAGGAUAUAUCCACACCAACCUUUCCCUGAAUGCACUCACUGGCAAUGGAUCCAAGUAUGGUGUGAUGGACAAGAGUACAGCAGAAGGUUACAAGCCCCGUGUUGUUGCUGAAGCCGUUCUCACAGCAGUUUGCAGGAAGAAGAAAGAUGUCUUGAUGGCUGGGUUACUCCCCACUAUUGCAAUUUACUUGCGAACACUGGUUCCAAGCCUCUUCUUUCCUAUCAUGGCAGCAAGAGCUAAGAAGGAGCGCAAGAUGAAGGAUAAUUAAUCCUAUCUUGGGCUCCCUAUAACACACUUCUAUUUAAGCCUUUUGGUGUACAUCUUCUGUAAUUGGUUGAGAAACUAAAUGGUGCUCACUUGUGCCCAGUGAUCUCCCCAUCACUACAUCCAUGUCUGCUUUGAUGGGUUUUUCAGACUUCUGGGACAGACUUUGCAGGUUACACUGAAACCAGGGUAGAUUAAGUAAAUUGAACAUACAACGUUAGGUUUAAAGAGAAUCCAGUAUUUUCAAAAUAUAGAUGAAAUCAAAUGUAUGACAUUGCAUUCACAGUCUGCAACUUGAGUGUCAGUGCAAAGCCAAAAGAUCUGUGCACAGGUGCUAAACUUUGACUGUAUUUUUGGGUGAAGCAACUUGAGUGGCGUGAGCCAACCACUUCCAGAGACUUUCACUUCAAUUCAUCCUCUUACAUGAUUUUUGACACCAAACGUGCUUUGGGCUGUGAUUGCAAUAAUUUGCAACAUCAAUCCAAGUGAAACAAGCCCCUGGACUAUAUGCAUUUGAAAAUAUUUAAGUGUACUGUUUACUAAGUAUAUUUGUGAAAGGAAACAAAUGAUGGAUAAAAAUUUGAUUUUUGUCAGAAAGCAAUGAUCUGCAACUCUGGUUAUUUAUGGCAGGUGUAUAGGUGCAUGUGUAUGCAUAUAGGUAAAAGAAUAAAAGUCAGUUAUAAAAUGCAGCACAGCCUGUAAAAAUCAGACAGCUCCUCACCAUGUGCUGGGUCAACAACAGCAGAGACAAUGCUUGUAAUGUGAUAACAUUGAGCAUUUUUUCCUGAAUUUGUCCCAUCAGAAAUAUGAUGUAUAUGAUGUCCUGGCAAGCUUUCAAUUUUCUGAGGGGGUUUUAUGAUUUGAAUUCUUCACCCUUCCCCAUUUUUUUCACUAAAAUUAUUUCAGUGCUGGAAGAAUUCACUACUGGUACUAAAUCUAUUACAUGCCAAUCAUGUUUAGAAGACAUUCAGACAGACACAUGAUUGGGCAGGGAAUGGAGGGAUAUAGCAAAUGUGCAGUUUAAAUUGACAUCAUGGUUGGCACAGACAUUUUGGGCUGAUCCUGUGCUCUACUCUUUUAUGUUCCACUGUGGAAGUGGGCCAAUUUGCACAUUUUAAUUUCCUGGUAUUAGGAUCACUUACAUGCAAUGUAGAGUAUGCAGUAGGAACGAGGAAGAUAAAGAGCCAGUUAACUCAACAUUGCAGCUGACCGAUUUGAAUUAAGAUUGUUGUAAUCCAGAGCAGAUUAGUUCAAGUUGAUUUGUGUGAUUGUUAAUGACAUUUGACUAAAAUUACACUGAUAAUGAUAAUCAGGAAUUUGUACAAAAUUAAUUUCUCUGAACAAAUAGUAACAUUUAUUCAAAUAAAUAAUUACAGUGAAAAUGCAUCACGCACUCAACAUAUGAUUCCAUACUUAAUGGGUUCUUGAGAUCCCAGCAUAUAUCUUAAUAUGAUUGCAGAAAGGAAAAGUUGCAUGAAAGAAUGUAAAAUGAAAGUUUGGGCCACAUUUACUGUUCCAGCAUUGAAACUGUUGCAGUGGCUCAAAAUAUAGUUGCAGUCAGCACACAAUGUGAGGAUUCAAGCUGCACCUUUUCUGGAUUGAACCCUGAACUUACUGCUAAAUUGAUGUACAUUUAUUGGUGCAUCAUUUGAAAAACUGGCCAAUACUUAUACAUGCAAAUUAUGAAUUUCCAUGUUACAGGGUUAUUUGAGCUGCUCUCCCAGCUUGCCUCAAUUGAUAUUCAUUUACAGUUUUACUUUGUACAGAAAAUUAAUGAGUUAUUCCUGUGAAAGUCUUCAAUCUCAAACUGACAGGGAAAAACAAAUUGUGGAGUCACGUUCCUAUAGCUAGUUAAUUAUUGUUGGAGAUUGUUGCUUUUUUCUGUUCCUGAUUCACCCUAUUUCCUUACUCUGCUGUCCUAUAACGGUUCUUAAAACUUCUUAGUUGGAGAUUGGUAGUUGUAUUUUUAAACAAUUACUGUAGCCUUAUCAGCUUGCUAUAAAUGUGGAAAAUAUUGGGACUGUCAGGUGAAAAAGCUAAUGGCAUAGCACAAAAUGGUUCACUCCAGUAAAUAUUUUUUUAAAUUCGUGAAGUAGAUGAAACCGAGACUGAAUUAUGAAACAGAGGUCAAACAAUAAAUUGAAUUGUUUGCAAUAGAUUCAGCUAAACCAUGGAAGAUUACCAGUUACAAAUUUGCAAUCCCACUUUCCCCGCUAUGCCUGGGCAAGAGAGGAAAAAAAAGUAUCACGUCUGGAAAGCAAAACGUUUAAUAGUGUAUAAGAGUAUUGAUGUUGAAAUAUUAAAGUGCAAGGCUAAAAGUGAUAAAAA
This is a messenger RNA of Pristis pectinata (smalltooth sawfish), 3337 nucleotides long. RefSeq names its product dehydrogenase/reductase (SDR family) member 7B (gene dhrs7b). The transcript is spliced from 7 exons. Gene Ontology annotation, cellular component: membrane. The coding region runs from base 39 to 1013 and encodes 324 amino acids. The record is from RefSeq and is a predicted model, not a curated record. NCBI's taxonomy places the organism in Eukaryota, Metazoa, Chordata, Chondrichthyes, Rhinopristiformes, Pristidae. Gene Ontology annotation, molecular function: oxidoreductase activity.